Messenger RNA from Paramecium pentaurelia, 1548 nucleotides. NCBI's taxonomy places the organism in Eukaryota, Ciliophora, Oligohymenophorea, Peniculida, Parameciidae. The record is from the annotation of a GenBank genome assembly.
AUGAAACAUGAAUUACCUGUCUCAAUGGUUAUUCUAGAUUCUAAGCUCUCAUAAAAUUAAAGACUUUUGUGUUAAGAAUGCAUAGAUAAUUUAGAAUUGGAUUAAAACUAUAAGACAAUUGGAUUUAAGAAAGUUAUUCAGAAGAUUGAAGAAAAUAAAUAGUAAUAGUUAAAUAUCAUUGAAGAUCUAAUUAUAACAGAUAUUAAAUAAAUUGAAUCAUUCUAAAUUCAAAUCAAUAAUUUAAAAUCUAUUGUUCUUUAAUAAUUAGAUCAAUUAAUUAAUAACACUUAUGAUUGGAUAUUAAACUUAAAAUAAACAGGAUCUAAAUUCUCAGAAUAUAGUUUCUUUAAAGAAUUAGAUUUAUUAAUAGUCGAUGAAUAAAAUACUAAAGCUGAUUAGAUUAAUUGUUAAAAUCAAAUUAAAAUACUUAAUCAAAAUUGGAUUACAAAAGUCAAUUCUUAAUUAGAACAAUUCAAAUAAUUUAAAGAAUAUCAAUAAUUAAAGAAUAUAUUCAACAAACUAAAUGAACAAACAUCAAAUAUGUCUAUAAUUUAAUAACAAUAAAAAUUAAGUCCAAAUCAAUUAUAACUUAUUGAUGAUACAAUUGAUUAAGAAGAAAUUUGUAAUGCCAUUAUAUUUGAUUCAACUGGGAAGAUUAUGGUUUCAACUUGUGAAAACAAAAUUAUAAUUUGGAAUUUUAAUAAUGGAAAGAUUUAAUAAGUUCAAUCGCUCUCAGAACAUUAAAAUAAUGUUACUUGUCUAGUAUAUAGUAAAAUUAAGAAUUAUUUUAUUUCCGGAUCACUAGAUGGAUCAAUUAUUUCUUGGAAAUAAUUGAAUAACAAUCAAUGGUAAAGUUCUUAACCAUAAUGUGAGCAUUAGAAAGAAGUCUAUUGUAUAAUCUUAACAUAAAAUGAAGAUUAAUUAAUUUCAGGUAGUUCAGAUUUUAUGAUAAAUGUAUGGAGUAUAGAUUUUAUUAAUAAUCAAUUAACAUUUCUCUAUUCUUUAUAAAAACAUACUAAUUUUGUCAACUCAUUAAGUUUAAAUGAAUCAGAAAGAUUAUUGGUUUCAUGUGAAUUUGGAAAUUCAAUUAUAAUUUGGUAAAAAGAUUAAAAUAAUAGGUGGAUUUUUUAGUAUGUAGUUAAAUAAUCAAUAAAAGGUAUUGGAAGUCAUGUUAAAUUUAUAAAAGAAGAUUAAUUUAUAUGGGUACCUUAUUCAGCCAAUUGUAUAUGUGUAUUUGAACAAAAAGAUGGUCAAUUUCAAGAAAUAGUAGAGAAGAUAGUUUAAUUUAAUAAAUAAAGUCAACAAUUUUUAUAUAUACCAUUCUUUUUCCCAAUAAUAUACAUUAAGGAUAAAAAUUUGAUAUGCUUAAGACAUAAAGAAUAUAUUAUGUUACUCAAAGAACAAAAUGAUGGAUAAUUAUCAAUUGUUAAAGAAUUAGAUUGCCAACGUUGGUCAAUAUUUGGAACAGUAACAAACAAUGGAUAAUAUUUAAUAUUUUGGGGAGAAGAGAAGAGGAAAUACGAGAUAUAUGAAAUAUAGUAUAAAUGA